CCUGGUAAGUAUAAAAGCGGCGAUGCCCUCCCGCUGGUGUUAGUAUUUAGAACAUUUUUAAGAUAACGCUAUUUAUUAUUAUCCAACGCUGGUUUAAUCGACUCGAAUUAAUUUGUACUUAUUGAAUAUGACGUCUAACGGUACUCAUACGUUCAACGGCAAUGGCGUUACGAAGAAUGGUUUUCACCACAAUGGAAAAGCGACGAACGGAGAGAAAAACGGCUGUAAUGAAAAUUCUACUAAUGAAAUGUCCUACUCCUACGAAGCUCUACAAGAAACGGCGGAUUAUUUAAAAAACAUUAUCCCAUUGGUACCCAAAGUCGGAAUAAUCUGUGGAUCCGGGCUGGGUGCGUAUUGGCAUGAAGGUACUCUAGCGGAUGCUUUGGACCAAAAAACCGAAGUCCCGUACGAAGUGAUCCCGAAUUUCCCGCCUAGCACGGUCAAAGGCCACGCGGGAGCCUUGGUGUUCGGGUACCUAUCGGACGUCCCGGUGGUGUGCAUGAAGGGCCGCUUCCACUACUACGAGGGCUACCCGCUGUGGAAGUGCGCCAUGCCCGUCAGGGUGAUGAAGCUGCUCGGCGUCACCCACCUGCUCGCCACCAACGCCGCCGGCGGGCUGAACCCCAACUACAAAGUGGGCGACAUCAUGCUGGUCAAGGACCACAUCAACCUGAUGGGCUUCGCCGGAAACAACCCCCUGCAGGGCCCCAACGACGAGAGGUUCGGCCCGCGGUUCCCGCCCAUGAGCCAGGCCUACGACAGGAAGCUGAUGAACCAGGCUAAGAAGAUCGCCAACGACUUGGGGCUGGGGGGUAACAUUCACGAAGGGGUGUACACUUGCUUGGGAGGACCGAAUUUCGAGACGGUGGCAGAACUAAGGGCCCUUAAAGUGCUGGGAGCCGAUACGGUUGGAAUGUCCACUGUACACGAAGUAAUCACGGCGAGACAUUGCGAUUUGACCGUAUUAGCUUUCAGUUUGAUAACCAACGAAUGCAUAGUCGAUUAUGAAACGCAAGAAAUGGCAAAUCACGAAGAGGUCCUCGACGUUGGAAAAAUGAGACAGGUCAUUCUGCAAAAAUUCGUAGGAAAGAUCGUCGAUUACAUUUCCACCAGUGAGAAUCAAAAGUGAUUAGAUUAACAGUGUAAUUUUAUUGAUGUCUUUUACAACGCGUUAUAAACUAUUUAUGUAAAGUUAUUUAAGUUGGUAGGAUAGAUUAAAAUAUAUUUUUUGUACGUGGAUAUUGUUGUAAGUUUUUUUUUAUUAAACAUCGUUAAAUAUU
Molecule: messenger RNA, 1280 nt
Organism: Phyllotreta striolata
Lineage: Eukaryota; Metazoa; Arthropoda; Insecta; Coleoptera; Chrysomelidae
Source: the annotation of a GenBank genome assembly